Messenger RNA from Dracunculus medinensis (Guinea worm), 1593 nucleotides. Lineage: Eukaryota; Metazoa; Nematoda; Chromadorea; Rhabditida; Dracunculidae. The record is from the annotation of a GenBank genome assembly.
GUAAUGGCGGUACUUCUUGAUCAAGCAUUUUGUACGACAGAUUUGGGAAGGCUUCUUUUCCAGUCACGUGUUCUGUGGGAUUUUCAUGCAGAUAUUACAAAUACUACUACAGCUGGCACGUUGAUCAGUCAGCAUACUGAAUAUCAACUCUUGAUUACUGUGAGUCUUUUUAUGUUUCGUCAUCCACAGUCAGUUUUUUUGAAACUUCAUUUGCGUGAAGUUUUUCCAUCAUUUGCGCCAGCCAAAUUGUUUGGUAACACUGGGCCGACGGUGAUUAAUGAACGAAUUGAAGCAUCGAAACGUUUUUUGAACUUUAUUUUAAAAAAUGAAGUAUUGAGGAAAACAAAGAUUCUUCAUCAGUUUUUAGAAGUAAUUUCUUCUUUGUUACAUUCGGAUGAUAUUAAUUAUUACAAUGCAACAUUUAACGUGGAUCGAGCUUCAUGUUCUGAACAGAAUACUAUUCGUCGUCCAUCGGUUGUGAAACGAAUACCGAGGAAAGUUGCGACGAGUUAUCGAACGGAUUACUUAAUUCAAGCGGCACAACUUAUAUCGGUUGCUCAGAAAGCUGAAUUGGAAAAAGCAUUUGAAUUGGCCUUUUAUUAUUAUAAAAGUGCUGUCAAUGCUUUAUUACAGGGUGUUCAGUGUGAAUGUGAUUUACCGAAGCGUAAUGCGGUUCGGAAAAAAACAGCAAAAUAUUUGCUGAAAGCUGAAGAAUUAUAUCGAUCAUAUUUGUCGUUUGACGGAUCAAAGUUUGAUCCAGACUCUUGGAUUGGUUAUUCAGUUCAGGAUCCAACUUUAAUAGCCUUUCAAAGUUCUAAUGCUGGCCUUAAAUUCUACAAUAUUGUGGAUAUAUUACCAACAGUAAAUGCUAAAUCACGUGUUUAUUUGGCUGUCGAUCGUCCUGGUUCAACUAAAUAUGUUCUUAAAUUAUUAGAAAAAUCUGAGUACGGUGAUGCCCAAAAACAUUUUACAAUCGUACCAAUUGGUGUCGCAAACAUGGUGCAACUAUUUAAAUUCUUCGACAUCGAUAACUUUAUUGUUCUAGUACUUGAAUAUAUUAGCCAUGGAUUGUUAUUUGAUUUUUUGGUGAGAUAUUUGCUCAUCCAAUUUUUAAAUCAUUAUUUAAAAUUCUUUUCCAGCGAUCUGCAGCCUAAAAAUUUAUUAAUCGAUGACUAUGGUAAUUUAAAACUAACUUAUUGUGGGCAGUGGAGCAAUAUCGAUAAAAGAAUCGACGAAAGUGCAAUAGAUAAUCAUUAUGUUGCUCCAGAAUUACGAUCAUUAACCAACGUUGCAACAGAUGCAGCCGAUCGAUGGUCAGUCGGCAUAAUUUUUUUCGAACUUCUCUGCGGUCAAAGCUUAAGUAGUCUUUGUUUCCAUGGACUCGAAACUGCUCUUGAAUUGCCUAUACUUGAUUAUGUGGAAAUUAAUUUUGUUGCCCGAGAUCUUCUUUCACGAUUAUUGGUAAUCAACCCGCUGGAACGGAUAUCUGAUGAUGGAAUGAGAUCUCAUCCAUUUUUUGGAGAUUAUGACUGGCCUGUUUAUGAUAGUGCGAUCUCAUUUCGUAAUAAACAUUCAAAUCUAACUGUGGUAUGA